AUGUAUAACGAAACAUCGUGGCUUGUUACCACUGCGACUUGGAAUAGAUCAUCUUUUAACAAUGAUACAGAAACAACUGGUCCCACCAUUUACGUCUUUACUCCUGCUCCAUACGCGGCAAAACACGUCCUCUGCUUCCUCCUGGCUUUUCUUGGCGGAACUGGAUUUGUAGGUUGCUGUCUCAUCCUUUAUUUUUUGUGGAAAAAGCCCAAACCAAAUCCACUACAGGCACACUCCUUUGCGAAGAAUCUAACCAUGUAUGUAAGAAGUCUUUGCCUGUCAGACCUGCUUUCUUGUGCGGCAUCCUUGCCUCUUGUCUGUUUGCAGAUGUCGUUCGAUGUGUUCCAAAGCGGCUGGGCUUGUAAGAUAGUUCGAUACCUAAACUUCGUCUUUCCUGUCAUCACGAUCAACAUUCUAGUAGUGAUAAGUCUCGAGAAGUAUUUGUCAACUCGCCCUAUCCCACGAACAUUUCGUGUCUCGACAGUGCGGAAAAUGAUUAUAGGAGCAUGGUUAUUAGGAAUUCUUGUGAUGCUGUUUCCCGCAGCCGCGUACGAUGGAAUACGAGUCAACCUUAACGACUCUCAUUACACUGUCAUAUGUGGAAAUGUUGAGCUUUUCUAUCCGUUCAAAAUAACACUUAUUCUCUUCCCAAUACAAUUCCUACUUCCCACUGUAUUUAUCAUAUACGUUAAUGUAUCUUUAAUCAGAACUGUAUGGAUAAAGCGUAAAAGACAACUUUCUUGUAAUAUGAACAAUGCGUUCAAGGCUCAUUUGAGAGCCACACGAAUCAAAGGAAUAUCUCUUCUUAUAGCCCUGACAUUCGCCUUUAUUUUUCCCUUCUCUCUCUUUGUAGUCAAUAUAGCUUAUACGCAGAUUGCUAAACCACAACGUGAUUUCUCAACUGACUAUAUGAUACGUUAUGGUUCUGGCAGUAUAGCAUUUCUAAACCCUCUGUUAAACGUCAUAAUUUACUUCGCUCAGAUGAAAGACUUUCGUGAAUUUUUAAGGAAGCGUUUUUUUCCGAAAAAGGAAUAA
This is a messenger RNA of Porites evermanni, 1035 nucleotides long. The record is from the annotation of a GenBank genome assembly. NCBI's taxonomy places the organism in Eukaryota, Metazoa, Cnidaria, Anthozoa, Scleractinia, Poritidae.